Messenger RNA from Scheffersomyces amazonensis, 2708 nucleotides. It is a transcript of the gene SPC98, whose product is annotated as Spc98p. NCBI's taxonomy places the organism in Eukaryota, Fungi, Ascomycota, Pichiomycetes, Serinales, Debaryomycetaceae. Gene Ontology annotation, biological process: mitotic cell cycle; cytoplasmic microtubule organization; meiotic cell cycle. The transcript has a single exon. Gene Ontology annotation, molecular function: microtubule minus-end binding; gamma-tubulin binding. Gene Ontology annotation, cellular component: equatorial microtubule organizing center; mitotic spindle pole body; centrosome. The record is from RefSeq and is a predicted model, not a curated record. The coding region runs from base 54 to 2648 and encodes 864 amino acids.
AGUACACUAAAAGAAGAAGUAGAAGUAGUAAUAAUAGUAGUAGAAGAACCAGCAUGACUUUGGAUAAGAGCCAGUUGGUUAAGCUAUAUACCAAGCGGUUGGUGAAAUCGUUGGUACCGGCUGAAUUCGGUGAGGAAUUCAUCCAAAGUAUAACGAGUGAUUUACUUGUAUCUAUAGCUAAAGUCUCCAACUCAAGUUCUAGAAGUACAUCAUCGAUAACUUCAGAACUUAACCAAUUAACAAAUCAAUAUCGGACUCAAUUUAUAAGUCGGGGUUUACAGACUGAAUGGGUGAGAUUUCAAACUAUCAUUGAAUCCUUACAAAGUUUUAAGAGUGUAGAUCAAAUUUAUAAUUAUUUGAUAUUUUUCAAUACUUUGAAAUCUCAAGGAACUUCAUUUAUAUCACCAAUACGAAGUACCAAGACUAAUAUACGGAAUGAAAGUUUAAGAUCUUCACCUUUGCAAGACAAUAGUAAUAACAAGUUCUUCACUAGUCAAUCUAAUCCACAGAAUAGUAAUACAAUGAGUCUAGAUAAGUUAAUUAAUCCUUAUUAUCAAACAUUAUCAGAAGAUACAAUAUUGAAAUAUUUAUCCUAUACCUUAUUAGGAAUAGAUUCUAAAUUAUUAUCAUUUUAUAAUGAUGAUAAACAUAUUCAAUUACCUACAUCUGUAAAUAGUAGUUAUUCUGGAUUACUAUUUAAUGUAUUGGAAUGUGGAUUAAUAUAUAAGAAUUUAAUUAACUUCAUUGAACUUAAAAAGGGUAAAUUGAAUAGUCCUAUUAAAGUUGCCUAUAUUAGAGUAAUGGAAUCUUACUUACUUGAAUAUGUAAAAGAUAUCAAUGAGAUUUUUAAUAAGAAUGGUAAUCAAAGAUGUUCUUCAUUAUUAGAUGUUUAUAAUGCCUUAUACGAUAAUUGGAUUUAUGAACUACGAUUAUUAUAUUCCAUUGUUGUGGAUUUGGAUAAAGUUAAUGGAUUAGAUUUAUUGACUAAAAUAUUUGAACUUACAAAGUUUGGUGAUUAUAAGAUUCAAAACUUAAGUUUAUCGAUAUUAAAAGAAAUUAUUAAACCCUAUAAUGAAAUAUUACAGGCUUGGUUAAUUAAUGGAGAAUUAAUAGAUUCAAAUAAUGAAUUUUUUAUUAAAUUUGACUUAGAAAAAGAUGAGUUUAAUGAUAUUAUUCAAUUCUUACCUGCUAGAAUACCGAAAUUUAUUCAUAAAAAUCUUGGAGUUAAGAUAUAUCAAAUUGGGAAGAUGAUAAUCUUCUUAACUAAAUAUUGUAAUGAGUUACAAUGGAUUAAUGAAUAUCAAAAUAAAUAUAGUCGAUUAAUUCAUGAUUCCAGCAUAAUUGAUAAGGGUAUAGAUAAUAAAAUCGUGCUUUCAUUAAGCACUAAUGAUUUUCAAAAUUUGAUAAAACUGCAAUAUCAAGAUUUAAUUAACUAUACAACCAAUGUAUUAUUUGGAUCUAAGAAUUACUUAAUUGAGAAUUUAAUAAAUUUCAAGAAGACAUAUUUCAUCGAAAAUAAUGAUUUCAUUCAUCAAGUGAUAUUAAAGGGCAAUGAUAUAUUUAAUAACCUCUCGAAUAAUAUUAAUGUUAAUUAUUUAUCACAAAUAUUAGAAGAAUCAGUAAGUAAUUCUUCUAUGAAGAAUUUGAAAUAUAAGGAAAGAUUAGAUUUCCGAUUAUUGAAUACUCAACAGGGAAGUAAUAUUGGCUGGGAAGUAUUUAUGAUUGAUUAUAAAUUUGAUGAUUUAUCAAUUCAUUUUCUAUUAGAUUCAAAGAUUAUGAUCGGGUAUUAUAAGAUGUUUAACUUUCUUUGGAAACUUAGACAUUUACAAGUGAUGUUGGAAGAGAAUUACAUAGAAUCGAGUACAUUAAACAAGAAUGAGUUACACAACAUUAACUAUCAAUAUCAAAGAUUGAGAAGAAACAGUGAUAGAAAUGGUGUAUUAACCAUCAGAGAAAGAAAGAUUAUUUGGAUAGUCAAAUCUUUCAAUUCAAUAAAUUUAAUAAGAAAUCGUUUACUUAAUCAUAUAAAUGUAUUAAUUAAUCAUUUAUCGUAUGAUGUCAUUGAAAAUACAUUUCAAGCAGAAAUAAUUGAAAAAGUAUUUAAAUCAAAUAAGUUCUCUCAAAAUAAGAAAGAGAAUCUAUUAAGAAGUUUAAAUUCCAAAUUCAUUAAAAAUUUAGAUGAAACUAAUCAAACUAGAGUUUUGCAUAAUGAUAAUAAAAGUAAUGUUAAUGAAUUAACAAUUGACGGUAUUUUAUCAAUCCAUGAGAAUUAUCUAAAUCAAAUUAUUAAUAAUAAGCUUUUAAAUGAGAAUAUUAUCGGAAAAGUUACUAGAAAGAGUUAUAUCAAACAAAUUUAUGAAAUUCUUGAUAUUACAUUUCAAUUUUUAACUAGUUGUCGAGAGUUUUUUAAUUUGCUUGUUAAUUAUGUAUUAUUAUUAAAAUUAGAACAACAGGAAUCAGAAGAUAAUAUUAAUAUAGAAGAAGAAGAAAUUGAUGAAGAUUUACUUAUUGUGGAAGAAAGUUUACAAAAUAUAAUUAAUAGGAUAUACAAACAGAUAUAUCUCCGAGAUUAUAAAACCACUAUAAAUGAGUUUGUUCAAGAUCUUCGUACUGAUCAUGAUUUACGCGAUUUAAGUAAAUUAUUCUAAUUUUUAUUCGCUACUGUAUAUAUAAUAUAUAUAUAUAUAUUGUAUGUAUGUAUAACGUAC